GUUCACUGACGGCGCCGAUUGGAGAUUUGGGCCUUUUGCUUGCUCCAACGGCCCAACCAUGCAUCUUACCGUUAAUGCUCAGUGCUUAUUUACGAGUCAGAGGCGGCUAUUACUGCUCGACUACAAGGAUUCAUUAAUCAUUGAACAUCUGCUGCAAAUUCCCACCAGCCGCAUUUUCCUGAGAAACAAACACAUUUCCUGCGUUUUUUAUUCUCUCCUUUGCCUGCCUCCUUUACUGUCAUCUCAUCCCGCGGUCUCUUUGGCCCGCUUCUGUCUCUCUCUGUGCAAAGGAAGAGGGGAAAAAUGUCCAAACUCAACCCCGAUACUUCAUCUCACAAGCCACCCCCUUUGAGCGGUCUCAACAACUCAUUCAUGACUCAGAACCAACUCAUCGACUCGCUCACUGCUCACAUCUCUCUCUACCAUUCUCACUCUCUUCCUCCCAAUCCUAAUCACAAUCCCAAUCCCAGGUCCUCUAUCCUCAAAUGGUUUUCGUCUCUCUCCAUUUAUCAACGCCAGGCUUAUCUCACCACCGUCGAUUAUAAAUUCACCCAGCUCCUUAUUCAAAUGCUUGGCAAAGUCCGCACGCACGGCUACGGCCGUUUCAUCAUCCUUCCUGACCUUCCCUCAACGGACCUCCCCAGCCUAUGCUACAAGAAGUCACAUGGCCUCUUGUCCCGAACCGCCCAGUCAAACGAGUCCGAACGCUUGAUUUUCGACUCCGCCCGGCUUUUUGGCUCCAGAGAAGGCGAGAAGAUCGAGGAAUGUUCUUGUUCGAUUAAGUGUUUAGAUUCGGUGACUGUGAGCGAAUCCUUGGUUGAAAAUGUGGACGAGUUUGUUGAGGCAAUGGAUAAGGUGUCUAGUGGAGGAUUUUUAAGGGGAGAAGAGAGCGAAUUGGGAUCGGAUUGGGUAGAAUUGGAGUGGCUAAAAGCUAAAGGUUAUUAUAGCAUUGAGGCUUUUCUGGCAAAUAGGUUAGAGGUUGCUUUGAGGCUGGCGUGGCUGAACUGUAGUAAUAGUAAGAAAAAAGGGGUUAAAUUGAAGGACAAAGUGACUGCUGCGGGUGUGGCCGCCAAUGUAUUUUGGAGGAAGAAGGGAUGUGUCGAUUGGUGGCUGAAUUUGGAUCCUGAAACGAGGAAGAAAUUCUUCACUGUGACGCUGGGUAAAGCUGCAAAAUCAUUGACACAUGAGAUUGUGAAGGGAGCGAGUUCUGCGCUGGAGGAUGAGAUGUGGCUGUUUAAAGCAGGAGCAGAACAGCCAUUGAAGUACAUUUAUGCCAAGUCAAUGCCACAAACUAUCCAAAAACUCUCAGUUGAUGCAGAGUUUGGUUCACCAAUUACGUGUACUUCGCCCUCUGGGAAAGAUACUUCUUUCGUCAAUCUAUUUAAUAGUUUAUUCGUUCUUCAGGAUGUUAUUACUUUGAUAUUACCAGGUCAGCAUAGUGAGUCUGAUAUGUCAAAGGUAUUUUUUAGCACUUUGGGCUCUGUCAGUAGCAUUGCUGAUUACGUAUUGAGAAAACUACGGGGACUUGUUAUGCUUAUUUCACUUGAUUGCACAAAGCUUGAACUUCUUGGGGAGGGAAAUUUCAAGUGUUUAACCAAUAAACCAAAGGAAAGGCUUAAUUCAGGUAGCCGUAAGAAAAAAGGGAAGACUCAGAACGUGAAAAAGCUAAAUCCUGCCCCUGGGACAGGUGCAAAAGAAUCCUCUUCCAACAAAUCUCUCAAGGAUCCCGAAUGUGCACCGGCUUAUUCUGAGAAGUUGGAUUCAGUGGAGUUCAAUGAGACAUCCAAUAUAACUCAUGGGAAGGAAAUACAAGGAGACAUAUUGUCAUCAGCAGUUGAAAUGGAACACUCCCAAGGAUUGGUUCUUGGAAAAGGGCGAACUGCUACGAGGAAGAACAAGAAAGGAAAAAAUAAAAAUAAAAAUUCUAGCCUAAACAAUCUGGUUGAAGUGAGAAAUUCUGAAAGAUCAGUGGCAAAAGCUCCCUGCUUGGCUUUUAUCUCAUCGGAUGAGGCAGCAAAGCAUGGCAGAAUAUCUGAUAGGUCAUCCAUCCAGAAUGCAUCAAAUGAUAAUUUAGUCGGUGAUGUAACCGUUGGAUUAAAUAUGAGGCUCAGUAGUUCUGCUAAUGUGUCCACUAAGGAGGGUGUUGUUGCCCAAAGCAUUCAAGAAGAUUGUGUUGCUGGGUGCAAAGGAGGAAUCUGCAGUAUAGGUUCAGAGCAUCAGCAGUCCUCAAACAGUCUGAUUGAGGAUGAAACUAUACCUUCCAGAGUAGAAAUGGUAAACUUUAACAUGGACAAUAAUCUAACAUCUAAUUUAGUGCCUGUGCUGGAGCAUGACACUUUUUCUAGCAAUGAAGACAUCAAUUUUCAGAAUGAAAAAACCAAGGCAAAAUCAAAUCUUGCUGACAAGUCAGUUGGAACUCUUAGUGUAAAAGAAGAAUUUACCCUAAUACAGGGACAUAAUAAAAAUUUUAGUGAUGCCAGGCUCACAGAUCCUUCAGAAUGCAUUUCAUAUGAGUGGCCUAGUUUAACUCCUGUCUAUUUUCCAUCUAUUAAUUCACAUCUUCCUCCUGCCACUGAUAGAUUGCAUCUGGAUGUUGGUCGCAAUUGGCAUAAUCACAUUCGCCAACCUUUUGUUCCCACAGUGCAUCAGGCAAGAAAUUCUCCCAUUGAUAGUGGGCACAACCGAACUUUGUCUCGACCAUUGCCAAUGAGUUUAGACUGGCCCCCAGUGGUUAGGAGCACUUGCGGAUUAGCACCAUCCAUGACAUGUAAUUAUGAUUCUGGAUUUAUAUCAAGAGGCCAGCCUGUGUUUCAGCACCAGAGUUUCACUCAUAAUAUGCCGAUUAAUGCAGAGACUGCUGAUGAUGAGAGAAAGAAUUCAGGGGAUUUUAUAGACAUGCCUGAAUUAGCUAAUGCACAGGAAGUGAUGGAUGAAUAUGAAAGCCACUGGAUAUCAGAGGAAGAAAUGGAAGUGCAUGCGGUUUCUGGUAUAGAUUAUAAUCAGUACUUUGGUGGUGGUGUGAUGUAUUGGAAUCCUUCUGAUCAUCCAGGGACAGGUUUCUCUCGACCUCUUUCCCUUAGUUCUGAUGAUAGCACAUGGGCUUGGCAUGAAGCUGACAUUAAUAGGGCAGUUGAUGACAUGGUUGCCUUCUCUUCUUCUUAUAGUACUAAUGGUUUGACUUCACCAACUGCUGCUUCCUUUUGUUCUCCUUUUGAUCCUUUGGGCCCUGGACACCAGGCACUUGGUUAUGUUGUAUCAGGAAAUGAAGUACCUGGCAAGGUCCUUAAUUCUUCAUCAACAGUGACGGACACAGCUACAGAGGAGGUUGCAGGAUCUUUGGCCAAUUUGUCAGGUGAUGUUGAAGGGAAGGCAGGAGAUUCACUUCCUUACCCCAUAUUGCCUCCUAUCAUCAUUCCAACUAUGUCAAGGGAAAGAUCGAGAUCUGAUUUUAAGCGUAGUCAUGAUCAUAAAAGUCCAUGUGUUCCUCCUUCUAGGAGGGAACAACCUCGGAUAAAGAGACCACCAUCACCUGUAGUGCUUUGUGUUCCACGGGCUCCGCGUCCACCACCUCCCUCGCCUGUGAGUGACUCUAGAAAACACCGGGGUUUCCCUACUGUUAGAUCUGGUAGCUCCAGCCCAAGACAUUGGGGUAUGAGAGGUUGGUACCAUGAAGGAAGUAACUUGGAGGAAGCUUGUGUACGUAUGGAUGGUGCUGAAGUUGUUUGGCCUUCUUGGAGGAAUAAAAAUCUUUCUACUCGCCCAAUGAUUCAGCCUCUCCCUGGAGGUUUGCUGCAAGAUCGUCUGAUUGCUAUGUCCCAACUAGGACGUGACCAGGAACAUCCAGAUGUAUCAUUUCCACUUCAACCACCUGAGUUGCAGAACUGUCCAGCACGAAAGGCAUCUCUUUCUUUGAUGCACAGCCUCCUCCAUGAUGAAAUUGACUUUUUCUGCAAGCAGGUUGCUGCAGAAAAUAUGGAGAAGAAGCCUUUUAUUAAUUGGGCUGUCAAGCGGGUUACCAGGUCUCUCCAAGUCCUAUGGCCCAGGUCUAGAACAAACAUCUUUGGAUCAAAUGCAACUGGUUUGUCCCUUCCAACAAGUGAUGUUGACCUUGUGGUUUGUCUUCCUCCAGUGAGGAACUUGGAGCCUAUCAAGGAGGCUGGGAUUUUAGAGGGCCGUAACGGUAUUAAAGAAACAUGCCUUCAGCAUGCUGCAAGGUAUCUUGCAAACCAAGAGUGGGUGAAAAAUGAUUCAUUGAAGACUGUGGAAAAUACAGCUAUACCUAUUAUUAUGCUUGUCGUGGAGGUUCCUAAUGAUCUGAUUAACUCUGCCACUUCUAAUGUACAAUCACCGAAGGAGGUGUCAUCUCGUAUGACUGAUGAACAUGAAAACCAUGUUCACUGCGAUAAAGUUGGUUCAGAAGACUCGAUUUCACCAAAGUGCUCACAAAUUAAUGAUGAUAGUACGAAGGAUGUGAAAUCAGUUCGUCUGGACAUCAGCUUUAAGUCUCCAUCACAUACUGGGCUCCGAACUACAGAACUGGUAAAAGAGCUUACUGAGCAAUUUCCAGCCGCAACACCUCUAGCUUUGGUACUAAAACAGUUCUUGGCAGAUCGUAGCCUUGAUCAAUCCUACUCUGGUGGCUUAAGUUCCUAUUGCUUGGUGCUACUAAUUACACGUUUUCUGCAGCAUGAGCAUCAUCUUGGGCGUCCUAUUAAUCAAAAUUGGGGAAGCCUUCUGAUGGAUUUUCUUUACUUCUUUGGAAAUGUGUUUGAUCCUCGCCAAAUGCGUAUCUCAGUUCAGGGAAGUGGAAUAUAUGUAAACAGGGAAAGAGGUUAUAGUAUUGAUCCAAUACACAUCGAUGAUCCUCUUUUUCCAACGAAUAAUGUGGGGAGAAACUGCUUUAGGAUACAUCAAUGUAUCAAGGCAUUUUCAGAGGCCUAUUCUAUAUUGGAGAAUGAGCUGACAUCCCUUCCUGAUGAUGUUGAUUCGUGUUCAAGGCCAGCAUACAGACUGCUUCCUAAAAUCAUCCCAAGUGUUAAUUCAUUAUAGGGAAUUUAAUUGUUGGCAGAUUUUAUAUCUGUUUGGAAGGCUUUUUAGGAUUUGGCCCGACAAAAACAGAGCUGUCUAUGUCUUUUGGAAAGCAGUUCAUGUCUGCUUGAGUUGAUAUGUGGAGUCCUUGUGGACAACUGCAUCAUAUUGCAGCUGUUGUUUUCAUCGGGAAAAUAUCUCCCAGUUUCACUGUGCUACUGUGGAUGGAGUUCGUUAUAACACUGCUGCCAUGUUCGUGCUUGGGUGAACAUUGUGGACCUCUUAGAUUUUGAGGCUGGUAGGAUUGUGAUGAAGGUAUUGUAUACUAUAUAGUGAUUACGACUUUUUAGCUUUCAAUUCUUCAUAUACUUGUUUUGCUUUUUCAGUUGACUCUUCCGUUGAAGGUUAGGAUCUGUCAUCAAAGAUGGACAGCUUGAACAUGUAAGAAGCCAGAGGGAGUGGGUUCUGUUAUUGUGGAUGCAAAUUGUAUUUGUAGAAGAAAGUUAGAUUGACAUCAUACCCAUCAGAUUUCUCGCUUCCAAGAGUCCUCCAAUUGAUAUUGCUUCUCAUAUAGCGCAAAUUACUUGUGCAAAUAGUAUUAGGACAUAUCGGCUUGAAUUUUAUACAGCAGCAGGUGGCCCAUUUUGCUUCUCUGUGGAGCCGCGAUCUAUUAGCGUACUGAGCAGUUCAAAUAGAUGGAGAGCCGCAUCGAGCAGCAACUUGUACCAUUCCUGGUAGGAGCUAUAUGCUUGCUCUUGCAAAGCAGCAGAACCAUAUGGCUAAAAUGCUCCUCCCAAAACACAGGGCGAGAAUCAAUAGAAGCAAUGGUUGCAAGAAUUCAAAAUAAGAUGCAUGAGUCGCCAAUAAUUACAUUUGCUGAUUGGUAUUUGAUUUGUAUGAUGCAAUGCAAGGUAGAGAUGUAGAGAGGAAAGGAAGUUAACUGUGAUUAUUUUCUGAUCAGCAUAUGUAUAGUGAGGGAGAGUAGGUGUUCACUUUUUCCUCCCUCCCCACACUUCCCUUCCUAACCCUGCCCCACGCUACAGUAUUUACCUUCAAGUGUAUAUAUUCAAUUAUUUUAUAAAUAUUAUACAAUAUAAACUCUGAUUUUAAAAUUAUAA
Molecule: messenger RNA, 6146 nt
Organism: Hevea brasiliensis (rubber tree)
Lineage: Eukaryota; Viridiplantae; Streptophyta; Magnoliopsida; Malpighiales; Euphorbiaceae
Exons: 17
Coding region: 304-5049 (1581 amino acids)
Biological process (GO): RNA 3'-end processing
Cellular component (GO): nucleolus; TRAMP complex
Molecular function (GO): poly(A) RNA polymerase activity; mRNA binding
Source: RefSeq, a predicted model, not a curated record